This is a messenger RNA of Lepus europaeus (European hare), 3368 nucleotides long. RefSeq names its product peptidase M20 domain containing 2 (gene PM20D2). The record is from RefSeq and is a predicted model, not a curated record. The transcript is spliced from 7 exons. Gene Ontology annotation, molecular function: dipeptidase activity. The coding region runs from base 53 to 1363 and encodes 436 amino acids. NCBI's taxonomy places the organism in Eukaryota, Metazoa, Chordata, Mammalia, Lagomorpha, Leporidae.
GCGAGCGAGCCAGCAAGCUAGCGGAGGGCUGCAGGUCGCCGGCCGGGGCACGAUGAGACCCGGAGAGGAGCGGCCCGUGGAGGGGGGCGCGUGCGUCGGCGUCUCGGAGCUGGAGCUGCUGAAGCUGCGCGCCGCGGAGCGCAUCGAAGAGGCGGCCGAGCGGCUGUGGGCCCUGAGCCGCGCCAUCUGGAGCGAGCCCGAGCUGGCCUACGAGGAGCACCAUGCCCACGAAGUGCUGACGCGCUUCUUCGAGCGCGAGCCGCCGGCCGCCUCCUGGGCGGUGCAGCCGCACUACCAGCUGCCCACGGCCUUCCGCGCCGAGUGGGAGUCGCCGGGCGGCCGCGCGCAGAGCGCCGCGCCGCGCCCGCUGCACCUGGGCUUCCUCUGCGAGUACGACGCGCUGCCCGGCAUCGGCCACGCCUGCGGCCACAACCUCAUCGCCGAGGUCGGGGCGGCGGCCGCGCUGGGCGUGAAGGGGGCCCUGGAGGGCCUCCCCGGAGCGUCUCCGCCGGUCAAGGUCGUUGUCCUGGGAACCCCUGCUGAAGAAGAUGGUGGUGGCAAAAUUGAUUUAAUUGAAGCAGGGGCCUUUAAAAACCUUGAUGUUGUUUUUAUGGCCCACCCAUCCCAGGAGAACGCUGCUUAUCUACCGGAUGUGGCUGAACACGACAUGACUGUGAAAUACUAUGGAAAAGCGUCCCACGCUGCUGCUUACCCCUGGGAAGGAGUAAAUGCCUUAGAUGCAGCGGUUCUCGCCUACAACAACCUGUCUGUGCUAAGACAGCAAAUGAAACCAGCCUGGAGAGCUCACGGUAUAAUAAAAAAUGGUGGUGUAAAACCCAAUAUCAUUCCCUGUUACUCUGAAUUAAUCUAUUACUUCCGUGCACCCUCAAUGAAAGAGCUUCAAGUUUUGACCAAAAAGGCAGAAGAUUGCUUCAGAGCUGCAGCUUUGGCUACAGGGUGCACAGUAGAAAUUAAAGGUGGAGCACAUGAUUAUUACAAUGUUCUUCCCAAUAAAAGCUUAUGGAAAGCUUAUAUUGAAAAUGGAAAAAAACUGGGAAUAGAUUUCAUUUCAGAAGAAGCAACUUUGAAUGGCCCUUCAGGAUCUACUGAUUUUGGAAAUGUGACUUUUGUGGUUCCUGGGAUUCAUCCCUAUUUUUACAUUGGAUCUGAUGCCUUGAACCAUACUGAGCAAUAUACCGCAGCUGCAGGAUCACAAGAAGCUCAGUUCUACACAUUGCGCACAGCCAAAGCGCUGGCCAUGACUGCACUGGACGUUAUUUUUAAACCAGAGUUGCUGGAAAGAAUCCGAGAGGACUUUAAGUUGAAACUUCAGGAAGAACAGUUUUUAAAUAAAGUAGAAUGAGAGGAAGACUUAGGAGCCACUUAUGAAUCAUUAAGAAGUGAUGAUUUUUUUUCUUUAUAAUCUUUUUUUAAUGAAAGACGGCAUGCUUGGUUUUCAAUCCUAAAGGAGUCAGAUGCCUCUUUUCUAAUAAGUGAGGAUUGGAUGUGCAGAAAAUGUUACUCCCUUAUGCAAAAUGAAGAGUUUUGUAAAUCUCGACUUGAUGAGAUUGUGGGUAUUUCAGGAGCUGGUAUGUAAUGCCAUUUCUUAUCCACCUGGAUGAUGCAAAGUUUACCAGUGGUUAUGUUUUAGGCACUUAUAUGCUGUGUAAGUAUAUUAUAAGAGCUUUCAAGGCUUGUAGUCAGCAUUGACACCCAUGAAAGAGUUCUUGGUAUUCUCUUCUAAGUAGUUUUACAUUCGACUUCUACCUUUAGGGAGAGUUGCUGUGGAAAACCUGACCCUCUGUUUUGGUGUAGAGAGCAUCUGAAGGUGGCUUUCAUUCAGAAAUGCUUGUGGGAAACAGCCAGGAAAUCAAGUACAAAGAGUCAGCGUUGGUUCUGGCGAUUUGAAGGGAACUGAGAAUGUUCUUUGUUUUACAUGGAGGGUAAUGUCCCCAUAUGCACAGUUGUUCUUCCCGUGGCUUCAGUCAGCUAUAAUCAACUGCAGUCCUAAAAUAUUAAAUGGAAAAGAAUCUCAGGAAUCGACAGUUCCUCAGUUUUAAAAGCUAUGUGCUGAUGUGAGUAGCAUGGUGACAUCUCACAGUCCACCCCCACCCCACUCAGGCCACCGAUGAUCUCCGUGCCGCCUACGCCACCUGCCUGUCAACCACGGGGUGGCCAUCUGGGUUAUCAGACUGGCUGCAGCACAGCGCUUGCAAUCAAGUAACCCUUAUCUUACUUAAUCACGCCCCAAAGCAGAAGAGUGGUGAUGCUGUUAAUUCAGAUACGCCAAAGAAAAGCCAUAGAGUGUGUCCUUUAAGUGAAAAGCUAGAAGUUUUCGGCUGAACAAGGAAAGGGAGAAAGAAUCCUAUACUGAGGUUGCUGAUAUGCCUGGUAAGAACAACUCUGUGGCCGGCGCCGUGGCUCAACAGGCUAAUCCUCCGCCUUGCGGUGCCGGCACACCGGGUUCUAGUCCUGGUUGGGGCACCGAUCCUGUCCCGGUUGCCCCUCUUCCAGGCCAGCUCUCUGCUGUGGCCCGGGAGUGCAGUGGAGGAUGGCCCAAGUGCUUGGGCCCUGCACUGCUAUGGGAGACCAGGAUAAGCACCUGGCUUCUGCCUUCGGAUCAGCGUGGUGCGCAGGCCGCAGCGCGCUGGCCGCGGCGGCCAUUGGAGGGUGAACCAAUGGCUAAGGAAGACCUUUCUCUCUGUCUCUCUCUCUCACUGUCCACUCUGCCUGUCAAAAAUUUAAAAAAAAAUUUAAAAAAGAACAACUCUGUCUGUGAAAUUGUGCAGAAGGAAAGAGAAACUGGUGCUCAUUUUGCUGUCGGACUUCAAACUUCAGAAGUACAGCCACUGUGCAUAAUAAGUACUGAAAUCCAAGAUGGAAGAAGCAUUAGGUCCGUGUGCUUAUGUAUAGAAAAGAGCAGUAUACAUAAGGUUCACAGUUUCGGGCAUCGACUGGUCAGUGUUGGACUGUGUCUCCUGUGGAUGAGGGAGGACCACUGUCAUGAGCUCUGAGAAGUGUUCAAGGAAUUCUUGAAUUAGUCAGGUCAUGGGAAAAAUUAUAGACUGGCAGGAUUGGACUCUCCCUCUGAGCUAUUUGCAUCGUAACCCAGGAUGUCCUGGGAGGGUGAGAGAGAGAGAGAGAAGCACUGGCUGUGCUUUGAGCUCUGCUGUUUUGAAUCUUCAACGUCACACAACUGGUUUUCCCUGCCUUGCAGCUUUCUAGAGUCUUCUGCUGGGAAGCCAGACUGCCCAGCCUGGCUGGAUCAUGCUGUGAUUGGCUGAGUUUGGAAGACAGAAUGUGAGCCUCCUUAAGCCUCUUGCUAGCCCAGUAUUAAUUUAAAAUGGUGCAUUUUUCCUGAUUCUUAA